AACUGCCACUGAAAAACCGGGCUGUAGGGAAGAAGAGGAAAAAUACCCAAUAUAUCACUUAACAGCAAAACUGAGGUCUGAGGACCGAAAACAGAGAAACAAGUCACUGGUCAAAGGUACUGAAGAUAGCAGGAGUUGCCUGGAAAUGGAUGUCCGACGGCUCGAAAUUCCUGCUGAGCUUGCAGCUCUCCUCCACUUGGCUCAGGAUCACAAUCAUGCUCAGAGUAAUCAAGUCACUGAGGUGUCCCUUCCAGAAGUCAAAGCAAAGGCUACUUUCUCUCUCCCUCAUGAUAUUAACAACUUUCCCUUCUCUACAUUUAUCAACACUCACUUCCAGAUUGUGAGUUUUCCAGCCCUUGGACAGCCCUUGCAAGAGCCUUUGACCCAACUCCAGACUGAGCACAGACAAAAUGCUCUACAGCUCAACAAGCUGGUUUUGCGAUUCAUCAAUGACCAGGAUUUGCAGGGCAUCCACGAACAGCUUCUAGGCAACUACAUAGCAAGCCGGGGACUGGCCAGCCUCCCACUACGCAAUGAGCUGCUGAGCCAAGUGGCCACCCAGCUGUGGAAAAACCCAGAUCUGGAGCAAUGCCAACGAGGCUGGGUAUUGAUGGCUACCCUCCUGAGUGCCUUCGCGCCUUCACCAGCUCUAGAGAAGCCUCUGCUGAAGUAA
Molecule: messenger RNA, 673 nt
Organism: Pantherophis guttatus
Lineage: Eukaryota; Metazoa; Chordata; Lepidosauria; Squamata; Colubridae
Source: RefSeq, a predicted model, not a curated record